GCACAAGUCAUUUCUCAAGACAUCUACUUGACCCAAGGCAGGGUGGCUAAAACGCUAAACCUCAUAGUUUUAAAGCUUAAACUAAAGGGCGUAAAAGCUACUUGAAGCUAAUUCCAAAACCAGGCAGCUACGCCACACUAUUUCUGCGAAUAAUCAGAGAGUCUCACCCUCAAUCGCGAGCGGGCAUCCAGAGAUCGGACGAUUCAACGAUGAGUCCAAACGAUACCCACGGUAGGCAAGGCAGUCAAAUCGUGGUUGCAGCAACCGCACACUGGCCUCCACCGAUAUUGCUGGUGUGGAAGAGAGACUGCGGCGAGUACAGGCAAGUUCCCUUGACCAUGGAGAGCAUUGAAUACAGAUUCAACGCCGUAGCUAAGUUGGACGAUCCUGCGCCUCUAGUCCAUAGCAAAAUCUGGGAGGAUGUUGAGCGGACUGUAUAUUGCACACACAUCACAGCAAAAGCCCCUCUAGGAGCUACGUACUGCAUUCAUCAAAUUCGUCAUGCAAGUCCAGAAAUACGAGCACUCUACUUCCCACCAUACCCUGCUUGGUACAAUCCAGCAACCUUCAAUUUCGACGCACCUCCCAACAUGCAGGAACACUACCCAAGGUUUGGAUAUAGAGAACAGUCCGAGGAAGGUCGGCCUGAAGUCUCAGAUGAAGAACAACCGCCGGAAAAUGGUCAUAGAGCUGGGUAGGAGGAAGGUGAGCCAAUGGCAAUGCAUGGUCAAGAUGUCUCAAUGGUAUGUACAAAACCCCGGGGCUGCUUCACCGCCACCAAGGACUAGAACCACGGACAAGGUACACCCACAAGAAGUCGAAAUCAUCGCAAGAUUGACAAAAAGCAAGAAAAUGAAGACAUGAACUACUUUAUGGACCUCCACACUAUGGGUGUACUGCGACUCGUGGAUCUUCCUUACCGGAUCAGAUAAAAUUCGACCAUUUCAGGAUACAGGGAAAGCCAUGGCAGAUACAAGAACGCGACUGGACAUAUGAAACUGAGAUGAAUGGGGGGCCUAUACAUCCGCCAAGCUGGAGGAACAGAGGUUAGGGUAAUCGAUCUAGUGGCUAGGGAGUCAAUCAUGGAGCACACAUUCAGGGUGAUGGGGACGGAGAUGUCAGUACAGGAACAUUGGUUGAAAUUUGCAUCGUAGCACCAGCAGCAGCACAUAAAGAACUGUUUGAAACUCCG
Molecule: messenger RNA, 1192 nt
Organism: Cadophora gregata
Lineage: Eukaryota; Fungi; Ascomycota; Leotiomycetes; Helotiales; Ploettnerulaceae
Exons: 3
Coding region: 210-698 (162 amino acids)
Source: RefSeq, a predicted model, not a curated record